Microtus oregoni (creeping vole) is the source of this 942-nucleotide messenger RNA. RefSeq names its product olfactory receptor 4D1. Gene Ontology annotation, biological process: G protein-coupled receptor signaling pathway. Lineage: Eukaryota; Metazoa; Chordata; Mammalia; Rodentia; Cricetidae. The coding region runs from base 1 to 942 and encodes 313 amino acids. The record is from RefSeq and is a predicted model, not a curated record. The transcript has a single exon. Gene Ontology annotation, cellular component: membrane. Gene Ontology annotation, molecular function: G protein-coupled receptor activity; olfactory receptor activity.
AUGGAACCCCAGAACAUCACAUGGGUGUCAGAAUUUAUUCUGUUAGGGUUCUCACAGACUCAAGAACUCCAAAAACUCCUGUUCGUGGUGUUCCUGUUUGUCUACGUCACCACUGUGGUAGGAAACCUCCUUAUCAUGGUCACGGUGACCUUUGAUCCCCGGCUGGACAUGCCUAUGUAUUUUCUACUCCGAAACCUGGCUGUCAUAGACCUCAGCUAUUCCACAGUCACCUCCCCCAAGAUGCUGGUGGACUUCUUUCAUGAGACCAAGACCAUCUCCUACCAGGGCUGCAUGGUCCAGAUCUUCUUCUUCCACCUCCUGGGCGGUGGGACUGUCUUCUUCCUCUCCGUGAUGGCCUAUGACCGUUACAUAGCCAUCUCCCGGCCCCUCCACUAUGUCUCCAUCAUGAACACCAGGCUGUGCGUGGGGCUGGUGGUGGCUGCCUGGAUAGGCGGCUUUGCCCAUUCCAUUGUCCAGCUGUCUCUGAUGCUCCCACUGCCCUUCUGUGGCCCCAGUGUCCUGGAUAACUUUUACUGUGAUGUACCCCAAGUGCUGAGACUUGCCUGCACAGACACCUCCCUGCUGGAGUUCCUCAUGAUCUCCAACAGUGGGAUGCUGGUCCUCAUCUGGUUCCUCCUCCUUCUCAUCUCUUACACUGUCAUCCUGGUGAUGCUGAGGUCUCACUCAGGGCAGGCAAGGAGGAAGGCGGCUUCCACGUGCACCACGCACAUCAUCGUGGUGUCUAUGAUCUUCAUCCCCUGCAUCUAUAUCUAUUCUCGGCCGUUCACUCCCUUUCCCUUGGACAAGGCUGUGUCCAUCAGCUACACAGUCUUGACCCCCAUGCUCAACCCCAUGAUCUACACCCUCAGAAACCAGGAGAUGCAGGCAGCCAUGAAGAGACUAGCAAAACACUUCGUGCUUAGUAAAGGGGAUGAAAUUUAA